Messenger RNA from Aspergillus ibericus CBS 121593, 1461 nucleotides. RefSeq names its product 5'-methylthioadenosine/S-adenosylhomocysteine nucleosidase family protein. Gene Ontology annotation, biological process: nucleoside metabolic process. The transcript has a single exon. Gene Ontology annotation, molecular function: catalytic activity. The coding region runs from base 294 to 1304 and encodes 336 amino acids. The record is from RefSeq and is a predicted model, not a curated record. NCBI's taxonomy places the organism in Eukaryota, Fungi, Ascomycota, Eurotiomycetes, Eurotiales, Aspergillaceae.
ACUAAUAUUUCUUCAUGGGACAGUGUCAUUAACUACAACAAGUACCGAACAUCGCCCGUUAGGCUGGCGCUUAAGCAGGAUGGGCGAUGAGCGGGGUAUCAACACGACGAGCCGCCCAAAUUAUAAGCGCCGAGUGAGAUCAUAAGGCUGUCCAGAUCAAGAGCUGCCUCAUCACCACUUCAUUUCACCUUCUCUGCUUUCAUCAAUUCCACCCACUACAUUGAGUGUGAAGCUGACAGAUACCCAUCACUGGGAUAAUCCCCAAUACCGCCAUGCAAUAGCCCCUACACCCAAUGUUCCAUCGAAAACCAACCAUCAAAGAAAUCCCCCCGGAGUCAAUAACCGUAGCAAUCUUCUGCACCCUAGCAUUCGAAGCCGUGGCAGUGAGAUACAUCUUCGACGAAGAACUCACCUGCCAUCCUACCUCCCCCGGCCCCAAGAACUACAUCUACACCUUCGGGCGCAUCGCAAACCACAACAUCCUCCUCGCCCGACCCCACCACAUCGGCCCCGUCCAGUCCGCCCACUGCGCCGCAACAGUCAGACACCACUUCCCCAACCUCCAAUUCGCCCUAUCAAUCGGCACCGCAGGCGGCAUCCCACGCCCCCACAAACGCGACAUCCGUCUCGGCGACAUCGCCAUCGGCCUCCCCGGCGACAAUCACCCCGGAGUCCUCGAACACGACUUCGGCAAAUACGAACAAGAUCGCUUCGUGCUGAAAGGCUGCGCCAAUAAACCUCCAGGCAUUCUCAUCAGUGCGGAUGGAUCGCUCGAAGAGGACGAAAUCAUGGAUAGAAGUCCGGUGAAUACUAUCUUGGAAUCUAUAACAUCCGCACAGCCGAAAUACGCGCGCCCUGCCGAUGAGGAUAUUCUCUACGAUUCGGACUUCCACCACCUCAAUCCGGGAGACGACUGCAGUGCGUGCGAAGCAUCUACGAAGAAAAAACAUGUCGCUCGGCCGGUUCGUCCUCACACGCAGCCUCUCGUACACCGCGGCCUCAUACUCUCCGGAAACGAGGUAGUCAAGAACCCGCGCGACCGGGAUCAAUUACGGCGAGGAUACGACGAUGCGCUAUGUUUCGAGAUGGAAGCCGCCGGGAUCGUGGAUGAGAUUCCUUGUUUGGUGGUACGGGGAAUAUGUAAUUAUGCUGAUACGCAUAAGCAGGAUACCUGGCGGUAUUAUGCUGCGGCGGCGGCGGCGGCUUAUGGGAGGGCGGUUCUGGGGAAGAUUGAUGGGGUGGAUGGGGGCUGGAUUGGCAGUUGGUUUAGGGGGGUGAGAGGGUUGUUUGGUGGGUUAUGGUGAGGUACUUUAAAAUGUUGUGUUGGGAGGGCUGGGAGCUAACUGUGUGAGGGUCUCUGUCGGGGUUGAUGAUGUAGUGCAGUGGGAUGGUUCGGGUUGAGUGGUAGGUUCUGGAAGUUGCUUUGGCUAUCUUUAGUGAUGUAUAUAAAUAUAUUAGGGU